Diachasma alloeum is the source of this 1991-nucleotide messenger RNA. RefSeq names its product ATPase family AAA domain-containing protein 2. Gene Ontology annotation, molecular function: ATP hydrolysis activity; ATP binding; chromatin binding. The coding region runs from base 1 to 1926 and encodes 641 amino acids. The record is from RefSeq and is a predicted model, not a curated record. The transcript has 9 exons. Gene Ontology annotation, cellular component: nucleus. NCBI's taxonomy places the organism in Eukaryota, Metazoa, Arthropoda, Insecta, Hymenoptera, Braconidae. Gene Ontology annotation, biological process: positive regulation of transcription by RNA polymerase II.
AUGACAACGCAGAAGGAUUUCUCAUGCAUUGGGGGGUUGGAGAAACAUAUUAAAAUUGUUAAGGAUAUGGUGUUGUUUCCGCUGAUGUAUGGAUGGGUUUAUUCGAAAUUUCAUCUGAGGCCUCCGAGGGGGUUAUUGUUUUAUGGACCACCAGGAACCGGAAAAACAUUGGUGGCAAGUGCGCUAGCAGUAGAAUGCAGCAACGCCGAUCGAAAGGUGUCCUUCAUCUCCCGAAAGGGAUCAGACUGUCUGUCGAAAUACGUAGGGGAGAGUGAGAAGAAACUCCAGAAGAUCUUCACAAUGGCGCAGCAGAGCAAACCCUGCAUAAUUUUUUUCGACGAAGUGGAUGGUCUGGCUCCAGUGCGAACGAGUCGACAGGAUUUCGUUCAUGCGAGUGUCGUAUCGACUCUCUUGGCACUGAUGGACGGCUUGGAUAACAACUCGGAAAUCAUCGUGAUCGGGGCGACCAAUAGAUUGGACGCCAUCGAUCCUGCUCUGAGAAGACCCGGGCGGUUCGAUAGGGAGCUUUAUUUUCCAUUACCCUGUUACACCGCGCGGAAGGAUAUUUUGUCUGUUCACGUGAAGAAUUGGAAGCAGAAACCGGCGGUCAAAUUCAUAGCUUAUCUGGCCUCCAAGACGGUGGGCUAUUGUGGGAGUGAUUUGCAGGCACUGUGUGCUGAGGCCGUCAUGUGCUGUGUCAGGAGACAUUAUCCGCAGAUCUAUACGUCCAAGGCGAAACACCAGAUCAAUGAGAGAGCUUUAAAAGUAGAGAAACAAGACUUUAUCAAAGCCCAACAGAACAUAGUGCCAGCAUCGCAUCGAGUUUCAGUAAUUCCCGUCAAGUGUCUCACUCCCAAAGUAUAUCCCCUCCUCCAAGACACUCUGUACACAAUCCUCACUGUUAUCCAGGGGAUUUGUCCGUCCGGAAUGAUGACGUCAGAGAAUCCGGGUAAUGAAAUUUUAUCGACGAGUACGAGAUGCCCGAGGCUACUGCUGCACGGGGAUGAUGACUGUCAUACCCGUCAUCUGGCACCGGCACUUCUGCACAAUCUCGAGCAUCUACCCUGUCAUGUCCUUGAUGUAACUUCGUUAUUUGAAGAGACGGGGCGAGCCGCUGAGGAGACUAUCAUUCAGAAGGUGAAAACAGCGCGGCAUACCCUUCCCUCCCUGCUUUACGUACCGGAUAUACUCGCGUGGUGGGAUCUGGUUGGCGAAGCGGCACGUGUUGUUUUCACCUCCCUUAUGAAGGGACUGGAUCGAUCUGUUCACAUGCUCUUCCUCUCGACCGUCAACUGUAGCACUGAUACCAUACCUGUGGAGAUACUGGAGCUGUUCGAUGUUCAUCAGAGCGAGAUGUUCGAGGUUUCGUCGCCGGGACCUGUGGAGAGACUAGCCUAUUUUCAACAGAUCUUCACGAAAGUCCAUGGAAAAUCUGACAACAUUUCGAACAGAUCCUCUUACGUGGACUUUGUUCAAGUUCUCGGGCCGACAAAACCGAAAGCAGAGCUCAGAAGGCCGAAGGAGGUGGAGAUCAUUGAGGCACCCGUGACGAGGAGACGGGCGGAGGGGAAAGCUAGGACGAAAUUGAGCGCGGUUCAGACGACGAGUUCGGGGCAUGCGGCUAAUACACGAAAUGGUCUGAAGCGAGUACACAGUGCCUCAGGCGAGGGUACCACCUCAAAACGCCAUAGAGUGUCCGGAGACAGCAGACUCAAUUCAAUCGAGGAUCUCACAGAGCUACAGGUGCAGGACCUACUGGAUCGAACAGUGGAGUACACAGACGGCUGGACUUGUCAUCAGUUGGAGACACUUUAUGCAUCCCUCGAGCGAGUCCUCGAAAACUCCCAGGGGGAUACCUUCACUUCCGUCGCCGAUUGCCUCGAGAGUUUUCGGAAAAUUCAACGAUCCCAUGACAAUAAUAGCUAAUUAAGGAUUUCGAUUGUCCACAGUUCUCUGUGUUGUACUAUAGUAAACGUGUAUUAUGUCUGAAA